Messenger RNA from Daphnia pulex (common water flea), 1022 nucleotides. RefSeq lists its product as uncharacterized. NCBI's taxonomy places the organism in Eukaryota, Metazoa, Arthropoda, Branchiopoda, Diplostraca, Daphniidae. Bases 26 to 889 code for a protein of 287 amino acids. The record is from RefSeq and is a predicted model, not a curated record. The transcript has 3 exons.
GGAUUCUAGUCAUCAUCCACAUAAUAUGAAGGGAACGAUUGCGACUCUGUGUUCACUUGUGCUCUUCGCGUGUCUAUGUCAAUAUGCUACAUUUAGUGAAGUGCCUCUUCGACAACAAAUGACCGGUGAAGUAGUGGAUCAAACGAAACAACAGCCGGAAGAAUCAGAAGAGGUUUCAAACGGUUCUGAGGACUCCGAGUCUAGGCUAAAAAUAAUCCAUAAUGCUGAAAUUGGGCUGGCAAUGGUGGACGCACUAUUCACCAUCCAGGAACUGAUUGAAGAUCGUGUCUUACCUCAACCGAAGACAGAGGAAGACAUUUUGGAAAUCGUCAAGCGACUGUUGGAAAAGCUCAUGCGUCCCAACGACGAAAGUCAGUACAAGAAAGUAGAGGAUGUCAUUUCCCGGGCCCUGUUCGAUGUGGAGAUGUCAGGCGGCCGGACAAACGGCGGUGAUUCAGAGUUUCAAAAAUUGAUGUGGCUUGAACGGGCGCGACAUUUAAACGGCGAGAUUAUUCUACUGAUGGAAGGCUUGCUCGGCGAAUCAGUGGCUGGCGCUGAUUUAAUGGAUAAUAUCAAAGAAAAUCUUAAAUGCAAUGUCACACAGAUUUCUGAAAAAAUGAACCGAUACGGCAAUCUGAUCAAGACCGGGCUGAUGGCCUUCAAUUACUUCGCCAUACUUGGACAGAUGCCAAUCGUGGAAAUGAAUCGUAGGAAGGCAGCUUUCCAGCAACGCAAUGGCAAAGUGGCGGCCCGGAAUGCAGAGCUUUCCGAGGAGUGUUUCAAGUUUCACACGAAAUCCAAAGCGAAACAACAAAAUGGACCAAAUAACCGAACAAGUGGGAAACGUUUCCUCGAUCCACCCCGUUCUCAUGCAAAACACCAUGGAUAGUUGCCUUCUAUACCUAUAGCGUCUACGACACAGCAGACGGAUGACAAAGAAUUCCCCCCUUUAAUUUCAAACCCACCUAAACCCACAAAAUCAAAAUGUUUUGAAAAGCGCAAUAAACAAUUGAUGCAUCGUC